AUGGAUCCAGAAGUCCCUUUGGCUCAGGACCCCGGAAGAUCAUCUCAGCCACCAAAGCCUCGAGUCGAUGAAUACACCAACGCAAGCCGCGGCCGAGGAAUCCGCUUCAAAAGCAGCUCAUCUCGACAUUCCAAAGUACAUAAAGAUGACAGCAGCCAUCGACACCGCAAACGGUCCCACCACCACCGGCCGCGCACAUCAGACAACAAUAACGGACACUCCAAGCGGCGAUGUCACGAUGACACCGAAAAUGACGCACCCGAACAUUCCAACAUAUCAACAGCAGACGCCUUCCGUGAGUCUCUCUUCGACGCGCUAGGUGAUGAUGAAGGCGCCCAAUACUGGGAACAUGUUUAUGGUCAACCUAUCCACAACUACCGUGUACCGGAGGUGCAGAAGGGCCCAGAUGGUGAGCUCGAGCAGAUGACUGAAGAGGAGUAUGUGUCAUACGUGCGAGCGCGGAUGUGGGAGCGGACACGGGAGGGCAUGAUGGAGGCGCAGGAGCGGUUGCGUGCAGAGCGCAUGCAGAAAAAGAAAGAGGAGGCGCGGGGGCGGGCGGAGGAUGAGAGGAGGGCGUUUGAACGCGCGAUGGAUGAGAGUCUACGGCGAGGUGCGGAGCGCAAGAGAGCUAAACGGCCUGAGUGGAGUGGGGCUUGGGCGAAGUAUCUGGAGAGAUGGGAGACUAUUGGGAAGAUUGGGAGUGGGGAUACGGAGAAUGGCUCUGCUGCUGAGUCGUUGCGCAGUUUGAUUUUCUGGCCUGUUCAUUCCGGCAAGAGGGCUGAUAUUCAACCCAAAGCCGUUGAGGAAUUCAUGCGACAUGCCCCUGCGCCUGCGGAGUUUCUCGGUAUGCUCAAGACGGAGCGCAUUCGCUGGCAUCCGGAUAAGAUCCAGCAUCGGUAUGGUGCGCUUGGGAUCGACGAUGAUGUUAUGCGUAGCGUCACGGAGGUCUUUCAGAUCGUGGAUCGCUUGUGGAACGAGGAGAAAGAACGACGAACAUAA
Penicillium paradoxum is the source of this 999-nucleotide messenger RNA. RefSeq lists its product as uncharacterized. The coding region runs from base 1 to 999 and encodes 332 amino acids. NCBI's taxonomy places the organism in Eukaryota, Fungi, Ascomycota, Eurotiomycetes, Eurotiales, Aspergillaceae. The record is from RefSeq and is a predicted model, not a curated record. The transcript has a single exon. Gene Ontology annotation, biological process: canonical NF-kappaB signal transduction.